This is a messenger RNA of Chanos chanos (milkfish), 1188 nucleotides long. It is a transcript of the gene haus7, whose product is annotated as HAUS augmin-like complex, subunit 7. The transcript is spliced from 10 exons. Gene Ontology annotation, molecular function: microtubule minus-end binding. The coding region runs from base 1 to 1125 and encodes 374 amino acids. The record is from RefSeq and is a predicted model, not a curated record. Gene Ontology annotation, biological process: microtubule organizing center organization; spindle assembly. Lineage: Eukaryota; Metazoa; Chordata; Actinopteri; Gonorynchiformes; Chanidae. Gene Ontology annotation, cellular component: HAUS complex.
AUGGCGGGGAUUUCGAAAGAACAUCAACUGUCUAGAGACGUUUACAAUACUCUUCAACGUUUGAAUUGUCCUCUGGUUGAGGGUCUGUACCUGAGGGAAGCAGAGAGCAUGCAAGAACUUCUCUGUACGCCAUCAGUACACAGAACAGAUAUUCUGAAAUGGACUUGUGUAAGUAUUUGUCCCUCACUGAGAAUGAAGUUCUCUACCCUCAAGUCAGCAGAAAUGGAUAAAAUAAAUCAAGAAAUUGUAUGUCUGGGCUAUGAAAUGAUGAUAUGCAAAGCUGAUGACCUGGAACUGGUCAAGGGCUAUGUUACCCCUUUACAACAACUGCUGUUUUGGGGGGAACUCCUGUCACUGAUUCCUCCGCCUCCUCCGACAGAGAAGAGUGAGAAUAACACCUCCUCUUCCUCUGGGAAAGAGUUAUGUGCUGGAGCAGCCAUGGGAAUGAAUGCGGAAUUUCUCCGGGAGCUGAUCUCUCAGGAACAUCUGUCAGACUUACAUCAGCUCCUGACCCCAACCAGCAAAUGCCUCAAACGCACACAGUGUGCUCAGAACAACACCGCUGCCGUCCGCUCCCAAAACAUGCAACGCCAUAGAACAACUAAACCGAAGGGCUCCUUUAACAAGAGUCAUCAGAGCUCUACCCAGACUCCCCUUUGUGACGAUGACCCUGCGGAUGCGACAGCACUGCUGCAUGCCACUCAGAGCGCCAUAGAGAAGUUGCACAAAGAGUGUGAGUUCAUGCAGGCAAAUGCCUCUGGUCCUGGAGCAGCAGUUUUGUCGCCUUGUGCACUGCGAGUGGCCAUAUCAGACCUCUCUCAGCUCAUGUCUGCAUUCAGACAGGUUUACAACACAGACUUCAAGGGUUACUGUCAGAGAUCACCCCCUGCCCUCAGUCCCAAUGCACACAUCUUCCAGAACGUUCAUCAGCUCCUGCAUACCUGCAACAUGGAGCUGCAGGCUCUUCAGCAGCUGUCAGAUACAUCCACCUCACUAACCGAGGCAGUGAAACAUGUGCAGGCAGACAGGCGCUACUGGGCUAGUGGGGAGAAACACACACUGCCUUACUGUCUGGAGGAACUGAUUAACAGAUAUACUGCUUUUCUCUCUCUUCACCAAUCGUGAGCUUAAAGAAAUAUGGAAGCUGUCUCUCCUAAAGUUUAACCCAUUGUAUAGCUUGUGUAAUCC